Molecule: messenger RNA, 2435 nt
Organism: Scleropages formosus (Asian bonytongue)
Lineage: Eukaryota; Metazoa; Chordata; Actinopteri; Osteoglossiformes; Osteoglossidae
Product: ras-related protein Rab-18
Exons: 7
Coding region: 106-723 (205 amino acids)
Molecular function (GO): GTP binding; GTPase activity
Source: RefSeq, a predicted model, not a curated record
GUCAAACCGGAAGUUUACGUCAACGACGUCGACGCGCAUGUAUUUCAUACGCGCUGGGAAAAGAAGAGCAACGUCAGACCCGUCCGCACACCGACAGCGGCCGACAUGGACGACGACGUGCUCACUACACUCAAGAUAUUAAUAAUCGGUGAAAGCGGCGUCGGGAAGUCUAGCCUUUUGUUAAGAUUCACCGAUGAUACAUUUGACCCAGAGCUUGCAGCAACCAUAGGUGUUGAUUUCAAAGUGAAAACAAUUUCGGUGGAUGGUAACAAGGCAAAACUUGCCAUCUGGGAUACUGCUGGCCAAGAGCGUUUUAGAACUCUGACACCUAGCUACUAUCGUGGCGCUCAGGGAGUCAUCUUGGUGUAUGAUGUUACAAGACGUGAUACAUUUUCCAAACUUGAUAACUGGCUGAAUGAGCUGGAGACAUACUGUACAAGGAAUGACCUUGUCAAGAUGCUGGUUGGGAACAAAAUUGAUAAGGAAAACCAUGAAGUAGAUCGGAGUGAAGGCUUGAAGUUUGCGAGAAAACAUUCCAUGCUUUUUAUAGAGGCCAGUGCGAAAACCCGUGACGGUGUGCAGUGUGCUUUUGAAGAGCUGGUGGAGAAGAUCAUUCAGACACCGGGGCUGUGGGAGAGCGAGACACAGGGUCGGGGUGUACGGCUGUCUGACCAGCAGCAGGGUGGGGGUGGGUCCUGCGGGGGGUAUUGCUCCUUGGUGUAACAAUGCUCAGAAGAAAACCCCAACACACACAUGAACCGUCAAAUGUAAGGAAAAAACGUAUGAUGAAAACAUCAUUUUUCUAACUAUUUAAACAGCUUCUGGGGUGUAAUGGCUGUACUUUGCACACCCAGUAGCUGCCUUUGUAGGGAAAAAGCUGUUUGCACACUUCCUGUUGUCAUGGUUGCACGAAUUGAUUGCGAAACACAUCACACUCAUCUCUGCAACCUCAGACCCCUCCUGAAUGACGUAGCAUGAGGAGCGCCGCAACUCUGCUCCCUGAGCGUGGUUGGCGUUGCCACGGUGCGUGCCAGAGAACAGCGAGCAAAGUACUUGUCCAAGGGUAGUUGAUGGUCGCAGAUUCCAAACGGAACCUUCUGAGAGCCAUUGAAGGCGAUGGCAGAGAUGAGCGUGUCUAUCCCUGUCACCUUUUAAAAUGUGUUUUUAUCUCCUACUUGACAUCACAUUUGUUGUUUCUGUUCUGCUUUCCCCAGUUUCUGAAUGAGCAGAGAUGUUAUAUUUUGUAAAAGUAAGCACAGCCACCUGAAAACUAUUUGUACAAUAUUCCACUUUCUGCUGAGCACGAUGCCUUAUUUUCCUGAAUUAUGACAGAAAAAGUUGCAGAGGAAUGAUCACUUGAUUAUUUUAUCAGCCAAAGCUCUGUCUGACCAGAUAUAUUUUGCACAAGCAUCUGUUGUCCAGAGCAAGCUAGUUGUUGGGAAUAAUAGUUACCAACAUUUUGGAACAAAGUUUUACAGCUUUUAUGAACUGGCCUCCACACUAAAAAUGUUAGGGUGUAUAAGUUGCAGAGCCUUUGUGUUGUUUGCAAAGUAACAAAGUUUUACUACACUAAUAGCUUGUGUUAAGACUACUUCCAACCCACUGCAUAAAAAUUAUAAACUCUGCUCCUGGGAAAAGAGUUUGCACAUCUGCUUGUUGAUUGGUGUACAAUGUCCAUCAUGCUAUGGUAACUAAUUUGAAAAAUAAAAGAUGUCGGGGAAAUACAUGGUCAUUAGGAGAGGUGUCUGUUUCUACUGGACAUGAAGAAGGAUGCAGUACAGUGGGCCAUACAUGGUUAUCUGGGCCCACCUUCUGUGUUGUAGGUCUCUCCCCUCCUGUACAUGUCCUUCACGUUCAGACUUUUUAUAUUCAUGUAUGUUUUUGUGUAUGCUUCUUUGUCUUUUUUUAAUUACCUGUAUUUUGUUGGCAUGGGACAUUACACGGAAUUCUUAGAAUGGGUAUAAAUUCAUGUUAAAGGGGGUGAAGGUGCAUGCUUUUUUGUUGAUUCAUAAUGCAUAGUUUUACUUACUGCAUGGAACAUUGUGUUGUGUCUUCUGAAAGUGUACUGUUUCAAAUGCUUAUUCAAUAAUAAAUAGUAUUAUCUUGCAGAGGCCGUGUUGGACAGACUGCUCAACUCCUCACAUUUAACAAACCAAAAAUUACUUCUGUAUUUCAUGUUGCGCUUUGUUCUUUGUAGACACGUUAACAUAUGUGUACAUGUAUGCAUAUAGCCUAUAUAAUGUAUCAUCAUUCAUAAAGUAUAUGCAUCUUAACACAAUGUUCACAUGCAAAAUGCAUAAUGUUUACUAAAUGCAUUACAUAUAAGUGAAUACCCUGAACGUAGUAUACUUCAAAAGAUUGUUAAUGCUUCUGUAACUUCUUAAGGAGCUGACAAAUACUGCAUAGUAUAUUGUAAAAUAAAAUGAUUGCGUUAA